AGCUCAAUAAAUAACCCUAUACUGAUCAUAUCUCUUAGGCAGACCCCAUCUAUAUCUCUUUUUCUCUCUGUCUCAAUGGCAAGAAUAAUAGAACCUCUUAUUGUUGGAAGAGUGAUAGGAGAUGUUCUUGAUUCUUUCACACCAUCAAUAAAAAUGUCUGUCUCUUACAGUAACAGGAACGUCUACAACGGACAUGAGUUCUAUCCAUCGGCAGUUGCUUCGAAACCUAAGAUUGAGGUCCAAGGAGGAGACAUGAGAACUUUCUUUACACUGGUCAUGACAGACCCUGAUGUUCCUGGUCCUAGUGAUCCAUAUCUGAGGGAGCACCUGCACUGGAUAGUGAGCGACAUCCCAGGAACAACAGAUGCUACAUUUGGAAGGGAGGUGGUGAGCUAUGAAAUUCCAAGGCCAAACAUAGGGAUCCACAGGUUUGUGUUUGUUCUAUUCAAGCAAAAACGAAGACACACGAUCAAUCCACCAUCUUCGAGAGAUCAUUUCAGCACUAGAAACUUUGCUGCUGAAAACGACCUUGGUCUUCCUGUAGCUGCUGUUUACUUCAAUGCUCAAAGAGAAACUGCCGCAAGAAGACGGUAAUCAGAUAUGAGACAUCGAUGGAUAUCUCUUUCUUCUGCUCAUUAUCAUCAUUAUUAUUAUAAAUAAAAACUGAACAGUAACCUUUAAUAAUUAUUAUUCAUAUGUAAAAUAAGAUAAGAAAUAAUUGGACAAUUUCAGUAUAUUUUUCCAUUGAAGUAA
This is a messenger RNA of Manihot esculenta (cassava), 753 nucleotides long. RefSeq names its product protein TERMINAL FLOWER 1. Gene Ontology annotation, biological process: negative regulation of flower development; vegetative to reproductive phase transition of meristem. The transcript has 4 exons. The record is from RefSeq and is a predicted model, not a curated record. NCBI's taxonomy places the organism in Eukaryota, Viridiplantae, Streptophyta, Magnoliopsida, Malpighiales, Euphorbiaceae. Gene Ontology annotation, cellular component: nucleus; cytoplasm. Bases 76 to 594 code for a protein of 172 amino acids.